ACCUCUGACCAGCAGUGUACAACAAAACUGGACGGCAGAUGUGGAAAUCUCGGAAGACCAAGGUCCGGCAUAAAUCAGGCACGCCCUCCCUCAGGACAUGGAGUUCUCUGGAUUCUUGCUACCAAGUCUACCGAUUGGAUCGCCGAUAGACGACUCUCUCGAUGCCUUCACCGCAAUACACGAGCAGGAUCUGUCGCCAGUCGUGGAGUGUGUAGAGAUCUGGCCUAAAACCAUCAGUCAGGAAGCACUUCUCCCCUGGAUCGAUGUCUACUUCAAGCGCUUGCACUCCACAGUCCCGGUUCUGAGUCGCACAAUGAUCUAUCAAGAGAUGCUUCUGCGGACGCAUCAUCACGGACCACAGUUCGGGGCAAUGCUCCUUGCGCUUUGUGCAUUCACCAUGACUCAACCAGUCCAGAUUCAUGAGGUCGCUUCGACACCUUCCCGGUCUGUUCAAGCUCGUAUGCUGCUGGAAGAAUCAAUAGAGAUGCGAAUGACUGUGGACUUUGGAGAGCAUCCUUCGGUCUACAUGAUUCUGACAAGCUUUUUAAUAUUUGCUUGCUUGUUUGGUCAUGGAGAACACAAAGGAGCACAUCAUCGAUUGAAAGAGGCCGUCGAUCUCGCCAAUUCCUUGUCGAUGCACUUGUCGCAGGCUUACAACAGCCUUGAUGCAAAGACUAGAGAACAGUGGUUGCGGACGCAUCUAGUCCUAACUGUCACGGAGAGCGUAUGCUCUCCCAAAACGCCAUUCUAUUGGUUUCCGAGGGAGUCCCGCUAUCAAUGCAUACUUCAUGCGCGCCUUCAGCUCCUCGUCGUCCUCGAUGAAUCAAGAUCAAGCUGAUGCCGUUGGAAUGACGGGACUACUCUACCUCAUGGAAACAUUGAGGCCAUUGACGAAAGCGUUGUUGAGUGCUGGGCUGGCUACUGCAAGUACAGCGAUGGUCGAUGCGAGACCUUUGACCGAAGGUAAGCUGUUCGAAUGUUUCGAGCACAACGGCGCGCUCGCGAAGGCUGCAUGGUUGGGAAACUCUCGUUCGAACCAUCUGCGUAUCUCCAACCGCUUCCGCAGUUGCGUGAGAGUCAACUAGCCGACAUCUCGGUCACACAAUUCUGGCUGCUCAACCGACUGUGGGAGCUAUGUAUGUCGCAUGGGCUGCUAUUGGACUCGUCCGAUCAUGCUGAGUUGCAGUAUGAUUUUGCAUAUCAGGUUGUAAACGAGCUGCUGAAUGCUUGCGACAGCUUGAGUCUAUGUUCGAUGGAGGUUCAUGGCGUUGGCUUGGUUGAAAAGGUGUACGAUAUCGCCGUGAGCCUCAGCAA
Aureobasidium subglaciale EXF-2481 is the source of this 1314-nucleotide messenger RNA. RefSeq lists its product as uncharacterized. The transcript has 2 exons. Bases 98 to 838 code for a protein of 246 amino acids. Lineage: Eukaryota; Fungi; Ascomycota; Dothideomycetes; Dothideales; Saccotheciaceae. The record is from RefSeq and is a predicted model, not a curated record.